AUGGUGGACCUUUUAAGCAGCUCCUCAGGAAAUGUGGAAGGCUCUUUGGAUGGUUUUCGAAACUUGUCUACCUUCUCUCCUCCUGCUAGAUACAGUGCUGCAGUUCUGAGCAGUGCGGCUGCUGCAGUGUCUGCCAUCAUUUCUGCAAGAACCAGGCUCUCCGGUCCUGAAAUGUAUUGCUCUCUCCUUGGUGCUCUGUCUAAGACUGUAGCUUUCUCUUAUCUCCAGCCCCCCCAGAAAUCAGCUGGCUUUGUAGCCCUGAGAAAAACUAGCGAUAUUCAAGAGGCUUCUCACCCAGUGGCUCCACCUGUGGCCCUAACUCGGAGUGGGCCUGAGAGCUUGGAGAGUGCAGGCCCCAGCAGGCCAGGGCUGGCCAGCCUCAACGCAGCUGCUGUGUUCCAGCCUGUGGGCUCUCCCAGUGCGAUCAAGUCUCCAGGCUGGCGGCGGCCGGACCAAGCAGCACCUUCUACUGGAAGAAUGUCAAACAGUGCAGCUUCCUCGGGACCAGGGGCACCAGCAGGCUCAGUUGUAGGGCAGCCCCAGCCAAGUGACCAGGAUACUUUAGUGCAGAAAGCAGAGCACAUCCCAGUGGGAAAACGAACUCCAAUGUGUGCCCACUGCAACCAGAUCAUCAGGGGACCAUUUCUAGUGGCACUGGGGAAAUCGUGGCACCCAGAAGAGUUUAACUGCGCUCACUGCAAAAAUACGAUGCCCUACAUUGGAUUUGUAGAGGAAAAGGGGGCACUGUAUUGUGAGCUGUGCUAUGAGAAAUUCUUGGCUCCUGAAUGUGGCCAAUGCCAAAGGAAGAUCCUUGUAGAAGUCAUCAAUGCUUUGAAGCAAACUUGGUAUGUUUCCUGUUUUGUGUGUGUGGCCUGUGGAAAACCCAUUCGUAAUAAUGUUUUCCACUUAGAGGACGGUGAACCCUACUGUGAGACUGAUUAUUAUGCCCUUUUUGGCACUAUCUGCCAUGGAUGUGAAUUCCCCAUAGAAGCUGGAGACAUGUUUCUGGAAGCUCUAGGCUACACCUGGCACGACACUUGCUUUGUGUGCUCAGUGUGUUGUCAACGUGUCCCAGGGCAGAGCUACCUGUGGCUGGCAAGCACAAGGAAACAGCUCUGA
Fukomys damarensis (Damara mole-rat) is the source of this 1119-nucleotide messenger RNA. Its product is annotated as PDZ and LIM domain protein 5-like. Gene Ontology annotation, biological process: heart development; actin cytoskeleton organization; muscle structure development. The record is from RefSeq and is a predicted model, not a curated record. Gene Ontology annotation, cellular component: filamentous actin; Z disc; adherens junction. Lineage: Eukaryota; Metazoa; Chordata; Mammalia; Rodentia; Bathyergidae. Gene Ontology annotation, molecular function: muscle alpha-actinin binding; actin binding.